AGAGACUCGCACGGAGUGUCAACACUCCCACAAAGGUCUUUUUGGCGGUCUUCUUCUCGUCAUGGCAACUUUGGUUGCGUUGGCUCUCUUCUAUACCUAUGAUCGACGCAAGAGUCAUGUUGAAGCCCUAACUGUCUAUCAAAUUACCGACAUUACUCUGCUCUCCGUCGGCAUUGUGGCCGUCAGCGUUGCCCUCUUUCAACUGCGAGUUUUGGGUGUGCGGCAGCUAUCUGGAGAGAGUGCUUUUGACGACAAUCUUCUGCUGAUUGGGCUUCUGGGGAUACUUUUUUAUAACAUAUUCCUUCUGAUCCCGGCAAUGGAAAGAAAAGAAUUUAACAAGCUCGCUGGAAUCAUGUUUGUGUCAAAAUCUGUUUUAGAAAUGCUUCAAGCCCUGAUGCAGGUAAAUUUCAAUGCGUUUUUUGCCUCAACACAUUGCAAUAAACGAUGUGUAUAG
This is a messenger RNA of Hydatigera taeniaeformis, 454 nucleotides long. The record is from the annotation of a GenBank genome assembly. Lineage: Eukaryota; Metazoa; Platyhelminthes; Cestoda; Cyclophyllidea; Taeniidae.